Molecule: messenger RNA, 1676 nt
Organism: Salvia splendens (bonfire salvia)
Lineage: Eukaryota; Viridiplantae; Streptophyta; Magnoliopsida; Lamiales; Lamiaceae
Product: 3-dehydroquinate synthase, chloroplastic
Exons: 8
Coding region: 155-1489 (444 amino acids)
Biological process (GO): aromatic amino acid biosynthetic process
Cellular component (GO): cytoplasm
Molecular function (GO): 3-dehydroquinate synthase activity
Source: RefSeq, a predicted model, not a curated record
CAUCGUCUUAACCAGAAAACACAGAGAAUUCACCACCUACCACAAAUAUCACCAAACUAAUUCAACCAAAUCACAUUCACAUAAACCGGCUAAUCGCACAAAUCUCCCAACUCUAAAUCCGAGAAUCCAUCACUGAUCCCCGCCGCCGCCGCUAAUGGCUGCCUCUUCUUCUUCCUCUCUCUGCCCUAACCGCGCCCUUUCUGUCUCCUCCUCUUCACGCAGCCGCCACCCCCAACUAACAUCUCUCCUGCGCCUCCCUGCCUCCACUUCCUCCAUUUCCUCUGCCUCUCGCAUCUCCUUCGAUUCUAGGAAGCGUAAUUUCGCGGUGAGGGCUUCGGCGGCUCCGGUGAUGGAUCACUCCACUUCUGCUUCCUCUUCUUCGCCCGCUGUUCCUACACUUGUUGAGGUCGAUUUGGGGAACCGAAGCUACCCGAUCUACAUAGGCUCUGGACUUCUAAAUCAACCCGACCUGCUACAGAGGCAUGUUCAUGGUAAGCAAGUCCUCGUGGUCACCAACACAACGAUAGCACCACUGUAUCUUGAUAAAACUAUAUGGGCAUUGACGGAAGGAAAUCCUAAUGUCAAAGUUGAGAGUGUAAUUUUGCCAGAUGGGGAGAAAUUUAAGAACAUGGAGACUCUAAUGAAAGUAUUUGACAAAGCUAUUGAGACACGAAUGGAUCGCCGCUGUACAUUUGUUGCCCUUGGUGGUGGAGUCAUAGGGGACAUGUGUGGAUAUGCUGCAGCUUCGUAUCUUCGUGGAGUUAACUUCAUUCAGAUUCCGACUACUGUGAUGGCACAGGUAGAUUCUUCCGUCGGUGGUAAAACUGGAAUAAACCACCCACUUGGGAAAAAUUUAAUCGGAGCAUUUUACCAACCGCAAUGUGUGCUCGUAGACACUGACACAUUGAACACAUUACCGGAUCGUGAAUUGGCAUCAGGGCUUGCAGAAGUAAUUAAGUAUGGACUUAUUAGAGACGCUUCAUUUUUUGAGUGGCAGGAAAAGAAUAUGGCCGCACUGAUGGCAAGGGACCAAGAUGCAUUUGCUUAUGCAAUCAAACGCUCGUGUGAAAAUAAAGCUGAGGUUGUUUCCUUGGAUGAGAAGGAGAGUGGACUAAGGGCAACUCUCAACUUGGGCCACACUUUUGGCCAUGCAAUUGAGACUGGUUUUGGAUAUGGGCAGUGGCUUCAUGGGGAAGCCGUUGCUGCUGGCACGGUAAUGGCAGUUGACAUGUCUUACCGGCUUGGCUGGAUCGAGGACUCACUAGUAAAGAGAGUACAUAAGAUUUUGCAACAGGCCAAAUUACCUACAUCACCUCCAGAAACCAUGACCGUUGACAUGUUCAAGUCUGUGAUGGCGGUGGAUAAGAAGGUGGCAGAUGGGCUGCUAAGGCUUAUCCUUCUAAAAGGUCCUCUCGGCAGCUGCGUUUUUACGGGCGACUACGACAGACAGGCCCUCGAGGACACCCUACGCGCAUUUAGCAAGUUGUAGUUUAUAUAACUGGUGUUGAUGGGUGUAAGCUAUUUUUUGUUUGUUUCUUGUGUAUCAUUUCUCAUAAGGUGUUUUGUGCCAAUGCCAAAACUUAGUUUCUUUGUAUUUCAAAUGCUACCGAUAUUGCAAUGAUGUCUAUCGAGAGUUAUUCCAUUAAUAAUGUCACAAAUUUAACUCGGUUUGAUCA